Brenthis ino (lesser marbled fritillary) is the source of this 1017-nucleotide messenger RNA. The record is from the annotation of a GenBank genome assembly. Lineage: Eukaryota; Metazoa; Arthropoda; Insecta; Lepidoptera; Nymphalidae.
AUGGUGACUUCUUACUAUAUGACGAAGCUUACGAAAAACAAAAGUCCUGUUGAUAUACACGAAUACUACAGUCACAAUAAAGAAAGUGCAGAAGGAUUAUUUGAAGGGAAAAAUUCUAAGUGUAGAAUUUGUCUUCGAGAUGGGUCAUUGUCUAUCCACGAUAGUGAAAAUACUUUGGAAAUAAUCCAAGCUUUAAAGAUUUUUACCAGCAUUGAUAUCAAGCAAGACGAUAUAUUCCCAAAAAAGUUAUGCAAUAUUUGUUAUCAAUUUAUCAGACACGCCAUUAUGUUUAGGAAAAUAGCAAUACAAUCAGAUCAAUUAUUACAAAAACAUUUGAAACUACAGGAAAAUAAAUGUCGUGAUGACAACUUAGUAAUCUUAACACAUAAUUCUUCUAAUAGUAAAAAAAGAAAUAAUACAUUAAUUCAAAAAGUUUAUGAUAAAAAUAUUAAAAAUGACACGAAAAUACAAUGCCCGACAUGUAAAAGGAUUAUAAGAAAAUCCUAUUAUAAGAUACACAUGACAAUGCAUGAUCCGGAUCAUGACAAAUAUGUGUGUGAUAUAUGUGGCAAAACAUUUAGACUAAGAGUUGGCUAUCACAAUCAUAGGCUUCGUCACCGUACAGAUUAUCCUUACAAAUGUAAUUUAUGCCCCUUUAAGGGAAGAUAUGCUGAGCGCCUCAAAAGUCACAUGAGAACUCAUACUCGUGAAUAUAGAUACAUGUGCACUGAAUGCCCAGCCAGGUUCCUUUUUAAAGGUAAUCUUAACAGUCAUGUACUAUUAAAGCAUAAAGAACCUCAACAUAAGUGCAAUAAUUGUGAUAAAGCUUUUCAUACAAAAUUAAAACUACAAAGACAUUAUGAAGUUGAACAUCUAGGAAUGAAAAGUCAUGUAUGCAAUAUUUGUGGAAGAACAUUUGGUUACAGAAAUGCUAUGAUGAAUCAUCAAAGAAGAGUACAUAAAAGAGAGAAAUUAAGAUUUUCUUACAAUUCAUCUCAAGAUCAUAAUAAAAUUAUG